Molecule: messenger RNA, 645 nt
Organism: Mycena citricolor
Lineage: Eukaryota; Fungi; Basidiomycota; Agaricomycetes; Agaricales; Mycenaceae
Source: the annotation of a GenBank genome assembly
AUGAACACUCCUUUGGGAUUUCCUCCCCCUCCUCCUGUCCCGGAGGAGAUUCCUCCGUACAUCGUUGAGCGGCUCCUGGCCACUCUUGCAACCAGUCCAUCUGGCGACCAAAUGGCGGCAGACCUAGCCAUAUGGCGCGCUGGGCCAGCUCCCCAUGUGUCAUCGGGGAUCUGGAAUGCAGCUACCCUCCAGGUCUCCUUGAACGAGUUCGGCCCGGCCAUCACACAGACUGCUCUAUGCCGCUGGGGACGCAUGUGCGACACUUCUUUCGAAAGUCGGUUCCAGCUGGAAUUCACAAUCUCUGGCGCCGGGGUGAAUGAUCUGCUGCGUAGAAGCUGCGAAAUUCGGUUCGGAAACGUUGGGACUGAGCACCGUCUGCCAGCAGGGUCGACCAUCAUGUCCCUCCUCCUUCAUCUUUGCUCCAGGUCCAGACUUUCGAUGUUGAAGGUCCAGAUGAAGGGAUGGCAGUCCGAAGCCUAUCCCACUGCCGAUACCUGCUUGAUGGUCCCCGUCUAUUGCCAUGAUCUUCGAGGCGUCAGACGUGGUCUCUCCAACCCUGCGGCUGUUUCAGAACGACUCGGAUUUUUCGAGCGGUACUUCGUUCUGUACGAUCGGUCCACGAGUGCAGUGACCCAUCUUGCUUGA